UCUAUGACAGAAAAAAGGUAGAGUAGCAAAAUAUGUAGAGCAUUGCUUGAAUUUAUAGGUAAUGUUACAUGUAUAACAUUAAGGCCCAGUUUCACAGACAGGGCUUAUAUUAAAUUAGUUCAAUUAGGACAUUUAAGUAGCUUUUAUAAACAGGCCUUAGAAAAAAAAAACAAAAAAACAAAACAAAAAAACAUUACUGUUGUGCAUCUUGAGACAAAACAAUGGCACUGGCAUAUUUUAAGAUAUGUUACUGCAAGUUGCUUUCGUUUAAGCCUCAUCUGUGAAACCAGGGGUAUAUCAGCAUGGCAUUACACAAUGGCAUUAUUCUACAAAUGGUUUGAAGAGACAUGUAUUCACAGUGCUUCUUUAUAGAUUAGCUACACACCUGAAAUUGCUGCAGAUUAGGUGCAUUAAAUUGUUACCAAUUAGGUAAUUACAUAUAAUUGUAGCCAGCCUGUUUGUGAAAUAUUAUUAUUAUCAAUAUCUAUAUCAGUAUCAUAUACACACACAUAUCAGUGAACAGGCUUUGAUCUCUAUCUACAACUCUGUGAGUUUAGGAAUGAAAAAAGUGUUAAUUUCAGUCAUAAAGUGAGAAUGUUCGCGCAUAAAUGAUUUUUUGUUGUUGUUGUUGUUGUUGUUAAUUUUAACAACAACAUAAACAUGCGUUUAUUUUGAUUGGCUUAUCAGCGGAACCAAGUCACAUUAUGGAUCUGUCCGUGGUGCUGAACUUGCUUUUUGUUUGAUGACGCCCAACAGUCUUAAUUUAAGAAAAAAUAUAGAGUACCUUAUAUAUAAAUACAUUUAUUUGUUAAUUUUAAAAUUUGCAGACAACCUGUACAUUAUAUAUGCUAGCUUUAAUAAAGACUUCCAGAAAGUUAAAGUCAAAAGUAAUUUCAGAAAUAAUAAUCUUUCAUAAAUAUUUUUUUUUUCCAUAAAAUAAAUUGUUCUAUGUAAACGUUUAUCUUCACACGAUGUCGCUGCACUACUGCUAUUCACUUUAAGGUGGAAUGGGAUGCAAGCACAGCUAUGCUUUGCUUUCAUAAUGCUGCUGGACAGAGGCUGUCAGAGCAGCACUGAAGCUCAGCUGAAUCUGAUCAGCGGGCGGGAUCCACGGCACGGCGCUAUGGCGAUGCUCUGCUGGAUGCUUUUACGAAUGCAAAUACCCGCUAACCUCCAUUCGUUUUCGAAAACAUUGCUAUAUUUCUUGUGAAAGACAGCGAAAGCAUAGACGUGCGCUCUGCAAUGGAUCCAAGGAGGAGAUGGCGUCUCGGUUUCGCCGUCCUCUCCGCGCUGUGGAGUCUCGCCUCGGCUGUAACAAGAUACUCCAUCCCCGAGGAAAUUCCAGUGGGCUCCGUGAUCGCAAAUAUCGCCACGGAUUUGGGCCUUGACACGCACAGCCUGUUGGAACGAAAGGUAAAGCUGGAUUAUAUUCAUAGCAAGAAAUAUCUAGAGAUAAAUAAAGACACCGGAGAACUGUUUAUCGCUGAGAAAAUUGACAGGGAGUAUUUAUGCCCGGCCAAAACAUCAUCGUUCUGUUUCCUCAAGAUGGAUGUGAUAAUCGAGAGUCCAAUACGCAUAUUUAAUAUCGAAUUGGAAAUUAUGGACAUAAAUGACAACGCGCCUCAGUUCAGAAGGGAGAGAAUACCGCUCGAUGUUUCGGAAUCAGCAACACCUGGAGAAAGGUUUUCUUUAACAAACGCGGUGGAUGCAGAUGUUGGAGAGAACUCGAUCGAGACCUAUUACCUGAGUGAAAGUAACGAGUUUACCAUUGAAAUCCAGUCUGGAAGUGACGGGACUAAAUAUGUAGACCUGGUGCUAAAAGCUAGUUUGGACAGGGAAAAACAAGCUGUCCACACACUAACCCUCACCGCUGUGGACGGCGGCAUACCUGCGCGGUCAGGUACGGCCAGCAUUAUCAUUCAAGUGCUGGAUAUCAAUGACAACGCCCCUCAGUUUGAUCGACAAGUCUACUCUGUUGACCUCAUUGAAAAUGCACCAAUCGGGACACUGAUUAUGCAGCUAAAUGCAACAGAUUUGGAUGAGGGUGCCAAUGCGGAUGUCAUAUACUCUUUCACUUUAUACACGUCUGAGAAAACACAAGAAAAGUUCUCUUUGGAUCCCACCAAUGGAGAAAUAAGAGUAAAAGACGUGAUUGAUUUUGAAGAAGUAAAGAGUUUUGAGAUGUAUGUUGAAGCCAAGGACAAGGCAGUGAAUCCGCUUUCAGGUCAGUGUAAAAUUUUAGUGUUCAUCACCGAUCUAAACGACAACCAUCCUGAGAUUACGAUAAAGUCUUCACAGAGUUUUAUUAAAGAAAAUGACCCUGUAGGAACGGUGAUCGCCGUCAUCAGCGUGAGCGACAGGGACUCUGGAGAUAAUGGCAAAGUUGUUCUCUCCAUCCACAAUGCUGAGAUAUUGCCUUUUGCUCUUAAUAAGUCAUCAGAAGACUUUUUUGCAUUAACAGUUACUGAAUCACUUGACCGUGAGCGCAUCCACAGUUAUGACAUCACACUUCUCGUGACUGACAGAGGAACACCUCCUCUGACCGAUAAUGAAACGAUCAGUGUUACAAUUCAAGACGUCAAUGAUAACGCCCCAGCGUUCCCUCAAACCCUCUAUACCAUUCAUCUGAUGGAAAACAACGAGCCUGGAGCACUGCUAGCCUCACUAACUGCUCAUGACCCAGACCUGCAUGAAAAUCAGUAUCUUGUUUACUUCAUCAUAGAGAAGGAGAUAGCCAACACCUCAAUGUCCAUGCUGUUUUCCAUCAAUCCAGAAAAUGGCAACCUCUACGCUUUACGCACAUUUGACUACGAAAGAGAGAAGGAGUUUCUGUUUCAUAUUGAAGCGAGAGAUUCUGGGCUCCCUCCUCUUAGCAAUAAUGUGACCGUACACAUCAUCAUCCUGGACCAAAAUGACAACACACCCCUUAUAGUUUCUCCAUGGCGUCCACAGGGCGCUGUUAUAGAAGAAAAAAUUCCGAGGUCAAGCGAUAAAGGAUCCCUGGUCACCAAGGUCAUUGCGUUGGAUGCCGACUCCAUGCAGAACUCUCGUAUAACAUAUCAGUUUCUCCAGAUCACCGACACCCCACUAUUCAGCCUCGAUCAGUACAACGGCGAGAUACGAACCACGCGGAUGUUCAGUUACAGAGACCCCAAAGAUCAACACCUGAUCAUCAUAGCCAGAGACAAUGGAGAACCUCCUCGCUCCGCCACGGUGACCAUCAAGAUCUCCACAGUGGACCAAGUAGUCACGCAGUUUACCGAAACCACAGAGGUGCCUGUCGAAUAUGACCUGAUCACCGAUCUAAACCUGUACUUGUUGAUCGGUUUGGGGUCGGUGUUGUUUCUGCUGCUCAUUACCAUCCUGGUGAUCAUAGUGCUGAAAUGUCAGGAACCAAAACCCUCACAAGCAGCUCCUCAGGGAAGGAACAGCAUCAUCAGCCAGAGGAACUCCUCCACUAUUGCUGACUCUACUCUCAUCUCAAGUGAUGCCUACUGGUACAGUCUGUUUCUGGCAGAGACUAGAAAAGGGAAGGUGGUGGUGCGGCAGCCUCUUCCUAACGGAGCAGGGUUUAUUGUGUCAAGUAUCCCGGGAAGUGCUGCGCUGACUGAGACCAGCGCAUCAAGGUCUUCCACUUUACAGGAGUCAAGCAGUGAUUUACCAUGAUCUGGACAUGUUGACUGAUGGUUUACAACCUUCCACACCAGGCUCGCUGUCCAUGAGGGACAGAUUGAUCUUCUGCUUUACCGUUUUUCAGGGUUUCAUUUAUUAAUGUAUUCAAUGAACUCUGUUCAAUUAUUUUUUUACCAUCACUUCUUCUCCUACUUCCUCUUCUUCAACAUUGCCUUUUGGGCUAAUUGAAGAAUUAACUUUCAAUUGACUGUUUUGAUAUUGAGACCAACAUUGUGUCAGAGAAAGACAUUCAGCGCUGCUGGAUCUCAUAUUUUUGGCAAUUUAAGGCAGGGUCUAACAACUAUAUGUCAGCCAUUUGUAACCACAUUGAGCAUGACUUUGCAUGGCUAUGACAAACAAAAUGGACUUUUUGUAUCUAAAAGAUUUCUAUAUAGACUCUACGACAGAAGAGAGAGAAGUGAUACUACAAGAAGAACCUACCUGGACGUUCAGCCUUUUGUGGUUCCAGUAAGAUAUGAACUACAAGGACAGCUGGUUCUGCUAUUAAUGAUGCUCUAUUUUUACAGUUUGAACAUGCUGAUGAGAAAGCUGUGAUCAAAUGAGCAAAAUCUAAUGAGCCAGGCAUUGUCUAUACCUCAAAACACUUGGUUUGACAUCAAUGUGGUGCACAUAUAUACAUAGAUUCAUGUUUGUUUUUCUCCUGUCCUGUAAACGGCCUAAAAUUGACAUUCUCUGGCAAGAGCAUUUUGAAAACUAAAGAACGCUAUGUUAAAUCAUAGACAAAAGCGUAAUAACAAAGAGUAAUAAUUACAUCAGUAUGGCAAUUGCCAUAGUGAUGUGCUAAAAUUUUACUGAAAACCAAGGAGACAAAAAAGUGCAAAUCCAACAAAAAGGUUAAAAAUGUAUUAAUCUAGCUUUUUGCAGAUAUAUGUAGCCAAUGCCAGAAUAUUAUUCUGCCACAAAUAUUAAUAAUUUACAAUAAUAUAAACUUUUUCUUUUGUACAAGUAUCAACAUUAUUAAAUUGCUGUUGAGUGUCAUUUUUGGCCCUGUUUACUGAUUUUUUUGAGGUUUAUAUUGUUUUGUAUUAUGAAAAUGAGAUAAAAAUGCUUGUUAAUGUAUUUAAUGCUGCUUCUUUUAUGAUGACAGUGCAAUGUUUUAAGAAAUUACUAUUUGUGGUGAGAUAUUUGGCAGUUUCAUUAUAUCAUUAUUAUGUAGAUCUAAUUAUAUCAUUACAGAAAUCCAAGCUAUAUUCCUUUCCGAUUUGUUGCAGCAAACAGAGAGGAAGUGGGAAGGAAAGGAGUGAGGGAAAAAAAUGUGGUGUAGGAGGGACAAAGAGAAAGAGAAAGGGGGAAAACAGCAAUAUAGGUCACUUGAAACAUGUGAUCUGUGUUUAGAUUGACACAUGCUGUGACCAAGAGACAGAAUGACACUCAAAGUUACCUUUAUAGUAUUGACAGCCAUGUAAUUCAUUUUAACUUACUUUCCAUAAAGGUGACAGCUCAAGUUGGAGUUCCUGGCAGCAGAUUUGAGAAUUUAGAGCAAAAUGACACAAGUAAAACAACUGCUGUGUGCCUUAGGGCAGAGAAAAGUGUGCCUGAAAUUUGAAACAACAAAAAAUAGUAUGAAGUUCAGUAUCUUGAUACUCUCAACAUACAUCACAAUCUUAUCGACAUGCCUUGGGUUACUCGCUUCUGUAUCUGUAUUUACAUUCUGUUGCCUUACUUGCAAAAUGUCCAUAUGCAAACAAAGUAAACAAUGCCUUUGUGUCCUUGCUGGACUUUAUGAUUUGCCCUUUGCUUGUAAAUACAGCAACCUGAAUAAAAUCUUUUACAGUAUA
Molecule: messenger RNA, 5471 nt
Organism: Megalobrama amblycephala (Wuchang bream)
Lineage: Eukaryota; Metazoa; Chordata; Actinopteri; Cypriniformes; Xenocyprididae
Product: protocadherin alpha-C2
Exons: 2
Coding region: 1243-3666 (807 amino acids)
Biological process (GO): homophilic cell-cell adhesion
Cellular component (GO): plasma membrane
Molecular function (GO): calcium ion binding
Source: RefSeq, a predicted model, not a curated record